ACGAGUAACGACUGCAGAGUAUGACUGAGUCAAUCGUGGUCUAAAAUAGAAAGGGAGGCAGGCAGGCAGCGCCGCCCUCUCCAGCCCGCGGCAGCUUCACGUCAGGCAGCGGCUCACUCAGGAAAUUCAAACACACAGAGCCGUCCACUACACAGACACACGCAUCUCUCUGCUCCAAGGUCACCGAGCCGGCAGCCUGCACCGGGACACACACACACCUCCAUUCCCCCCCGAAAGUGAAUAGUCAGCGUUGAGGUGGGCCAGUGAUGCCGCCCCCGGCCGCAAACCCGCCCGCCGUGCCCCCACCAGACGGCGGUUGGGGGUGGGCUGUGGUGCUUGCAUCUUUCAUCUCCAUAGGCUUCUCGUACGCGUUCCCCAAGGCCACCACAGUCUUCUUCAAAGACAUCCAGCUCAUCUUCGAUGCCUCCUACAGUCAGAUCGCGUGGAUUUCCUCCAUCAUGCUUGCGGUCAUGUAUGCUGCAGGUCCCAUCAGCAGUGUACUGGUCAACACGUAUGGCUGCAGGCCCAUCGUCAUGAUGGGUGGCUGCCUCUGUGCCACUGGCAUGAUCUUAGCUUCCUUCUGCACCAGUGUGGUGCAGCUUUACCUCUGCAUAGGAGUUAUCGGUGGACUUGGACUAGCCUUCAACCUGCAGCCAGCGCUGACUAUGAUAGGAAAAUACUUCUAUAAAAAGCGACCCAUUGCUAACGGGCUGGCAAUGGCUGGCAGUCCAGUGUUCCUCAGCACCUUGGCUCCUCUUAACCAGUACCUCAUCAACCAGUUCGGCUGGAGAGGCAGCUUCCUCAUCCUGGGUGGCCUGCUACUUAACUGCUGUGUGGCUGGUUCCCUCAUGAGGCCUCUGGUACCACCACCCAGUAAGCUCAAGAAGGAUGAAGAGUUAGCCGUUGUUGCCACCACAACAAAAGAGAAGCACACUACCUGGCAAACAAUCAACAAGUACCUGGACUUAUCACUCUUCAAGCAUCGUGGCUUUCUCAUUUACCUUUCAGGUAAUGUCAUCAUGUUCCUGGGUUUCUUCGCACCUAUUGUCUUCCUUGCAGCCUACGCUAAAGACAUAGGUGUGGAUGAGUACUCGGCUGCCUUCCUGCUCUCAAUUCUGGCUUUUGUCGACAUGGUUGCCAGGCCCACCAUGGGGCUACUCGCCAACUCACGGUGGAUCCGGCCCAAAAUCCAGUACUUCUUCAGCUUUGCUGUGCUGUACAAUGGGGUGUGCCAUAUCCUCUGCCCACUGGCGGAGGGCUACACUGGUCUGGUGGUGUAUUCAAUGUUCUUCGGCUUUGCCUUCGGCAUGGUCAGCUCAGUGCUGUUUGAAACACUGAUGGACCUGGUUGGGGCUCAGAGGUUCUCCAGUGCUGUAGGACUCACCACCAUUGUGGAGUGCUGCCCGGUCCUCAUUGGUCCACCUCUAGCAGGGAAACUGGUCGAUCUCACAAAAAACUACAAGUACAUGUAUUUUUGCUGUGGAAGUGUCGUCAUUUUUGCCAGUAUUUGGCUCUUCAUUGGAAACUUCAUUAACUACAGACUUUUGGAGCGUGAGCGCAAGAGUGCAGAGAUGUACAAACGGACUGAGACGGAAGAUCCGGACCAAGCUCGGGAUCAGAAGGAGACUGAUGGAGAAGCCCAGGCUUCACAGGAGCUGGUCGACAAAAGUGAAAAGGGUGAGGAACCUAUGCAGCGGGAAACCAACAUCUAGAUCCUUCUGCUCUGCCAAUAGCUCACCCUCAACUCCACGUCAGCCCUGCAACACCCUUUGUCACGAUCAAACUGAGCUCCAAGCCAAGAGGUGCCUCUCGGUGUUCCAACAGGCUCUAUUCGGGGUCCUCCACACUUCUGUAAAACUAACUGCCAAAGCAACAACUGUGUUGUAGCAGGCUGUGACUAUAACAGAAAUAUUAACCACAGAGAAAAGUGUAAGAUACUGUAUGCAUAUGAGGAGACAAAAUUUCAGAAAAUGGCACGGAAAACAAUGUAGUACUAACUGUAUUUCUUUUUUUGCCACGUUCACCUCAUAUUGGAUUUACUGUAAACAAAAGACUGUAGCUGGGGGGAAAAGUACAUUUAUAGCAAACACCUAGCUGCAAUCAGGAUGUAGGAUUAUAUUAUAUGGAGGAACAUCUAAAUUGUGGUGUCAACUGAGAACUACCAUUAGCAGCAAAUCCACAGAUGUUGGCAAAAAAGAAAAUAAGUUAAAUUUGCAGACAAUCAACACUGCUGAAGAUAAGUAUUAUCUACUUCUGUUUGUUAAUGGUUUAUUUGAAUUAUCUCCAUUUGUCUCAACAAAUUCAAAUAUUCCAAGCUGCAGCAACAAGCGUCAUUCUCUUCUUCUACUAUGUCUUCCGAUAUGACGUGAAUGCAGCAUCAGCGUGUUGCCACUGUUCCAGAAACACCAGCAAACUAAAUCCAUAUUCAAAACUAACUCUGUCCUCUUCAUAACACACUGAAGUCUUGGUAAACAAGCAAAGGUUAAGUUAACAAGAGAAAGUAGUGGGGGCUCCCCAUUGCUCUGAUGGCUCAAAAUUCCAAAGCCCUGUUUGUCAAAAAAAUGUCCCAUUGGACCAAAAGUCCAUUUCUCAGACAGCCUGAUGUCCCAAAAACAAACAUGCGUUGCUCAAAAGUCCAGGUUCUCAGAAAAUACAUACUCCCUGCAGUUAGACGCAGCCACCAGAAAUUGUUUUUCUCAUUGUACGUUUCUGUAAAACAUGGAUACAUUACAUUUGUUAACAAUGCUGUGGUUAACGUGGUUUUAGGUUUAGGCACAAAAACCACUUGGUUAUGAUUAGGAAAAGAUCAUGUUUUGGCUUUAAACACCAACAGUGGGUAGCACAAAAGUUGCUGGAAAAGCAGGGAUGGGUCGAUAAAAACACAGAGAUCAAUGGCUGAAUUGUCCCUGGGAAACAGUGGGAGUGUGUGUUUUUGGAAAAAUGGGACUUUGGUGCAAUGAAUGUUUGGUUUAGGGAUAAGAGGCUGUUGGAGAAAUGGGCUUUUGGUCCAAUGGGACAUUUUUUUGGACCACUGAGGCUUCACAAUUUUGGGCCACUGGAUCAAUAGCAUGGCACCAAAGCAGUGAGCGCAUUACUCUGUGGUAAGAAAAACUUUUCUGUGAGUGAAAGGUCACUGGUUUGAUGCUAACAAAGCCAAUGUCUGUUAAGUUUUGAGUACCGCUUGAUUGCUGCCUGUGCAUUCAUGCUGCGAAUAACUUGAUUAUGCGCAUUUUGAAAAACUGGACCGAUCAGAUGAGCUACAAUCACAGGUGCUAAUUUGUUGGCAUAGAAAAUUAACAGAUAAAACAAUUUUGGAUAUUAUUAUUAGCCAUAAUGAUGAAUAAACCCAUUCUCCAAGCAUCAGUUUUUACCAUGCCUCUUCCAGAAGUCUAUCACAUCAGUUGGAAAACUGAAAGGCAAAUGUUCUAAACAUCUCUCUGUUGCUAGAAAAAGACAUUUUUAGUAAGACUUAGACUUCCGUUCCAGCCACUACAGCACGAAAACAACAUAUGAAACCCUGAACUUAAUCCUGAACAGAAAAUGGGGAAAAUGACAAUUUCAAUUUUCUACCGCUCAGUCAUAGGUUGUUCCCUUUAACAAAGUAUGAACUUGAUGUCAUAAGUUAAGGUCUACUGCUUCCUUAAAGAAAGGAACCAGCUCAAAGUUUGGAUUGCAGUAGUCAAACGAAAGAAAUCGACACCUGCGAAAUUCCAGGGUCUGUAGCGCUCAUUUCAUUACCAGAAAGUAAGUGCGUUCAAGCUAACGAUUGCUAGCCCACAGUCUACAGAGGGAGAGGGGAAAAACCUACGAAAACUUAUUGGUAAUAAAAUCAGUGCUACAGACCCUGGAGUUUCACGACAGCAUCCAAUUCUUUUGUUUGGCCACUGCAAUCCAACCUUUGAGCUGGUUUGUUUCUUUAGGGAAACAGCAGACUUUUAUUUCUGACUCAAGUUAAUACCCUGUUGAAGGGAACGACCUACCACUGAGCAGCAAGGUCAGAAAACUAAUUUCACCAUGCCCCACAGUGUUCAUUUCAGUUCAGGAGGGCUGAAAUUCAGGGUUUCAUAUACAUGCAGUAGUCGACCAGAGGGGUAAGUUGAAAAAUUAUGCUGUUACCUAGCAACUGAAAGAUGCCUUGAAACAGUCUUGAGGGAACAAAAGAGGAGCUGAAACCUGCCUUGAUGGUGACAGCUGUUGAGCCUGAAAACUUUGGCAGUUUUUCCCUGGUUGGUCAGCUCUGGGGGAGGAAGGAAAACCUCCUGGUGACUUGUUGAUUGCGUUGCUCGCCGUGCGAAUGCAGCGUUAGCAAUCCCAGUGCAACGGAAACAGUUGAUCCAUCUGGUGAAAUGUGUCAAGCAAGAACUCAAAAUUCUAAUUACACUGUGUUUAAAAUGGCAAGCGGGUGCCAUAAAAUUGCCACUUCCAUAAAUAAAGAACAGAUGUGUUCACAGCUGGCGACGCUGGUGCCCGUGCAUUAUGCUGCCCGCCUGAGCACUGUAAUGUCGUGCAGUAAAACCUGCACAAAUGUCCCACUUUAAUACUUUCGAUCAAGUCAUAAAACCGCUUCCUGUAAGUCGUCCAGUGUUCCAUAUUGCACUCUUAUACAGUAUGUUGCACUAAAAGAGCAACGGCCAUACUUCACCCCAAACAUCUUUAUAAAACCGCUGCAAUGAAAUAAAUUUAAUUAUGGUUGAAUGUAAUUUCCUCUGUGGGCCUUAACAGUGUAUUAAUGACCAAAAACCAUCUGCAUAAUUGUGGUUUUUCUUCACAUAGAGCCCAUGAGCAAUAUCAUUUCUCACAUUUAAUGCAGCUAUACAGGGAAAUGUAUUUCUUGUCGUCAGUGUGACAGUCCAUGCUAUGAUACAUUGCCUUAAAUGUAAUGUAAUGACUGCGGGGGAGUUGUACAGUGAAUACUUGAUAGUAUUAGGCGAAGCAGAUAAACCUUUGUGUUAAAUGUGACCCACUUUUUUUUUUUUUUGCUGUGAUUAACUUAAAAACUCAGAAGAAAUCAGUUUCCAUUUGUCUCCUAACACGUCUGUAUAAAUGUUAAAGCUAUAAGAUUAUGUAUUGUUGUUCUGUAACUAAUUCACUAACAUUGACACCAGUAUGUUAACAUGUUGAAGGAAACACCACUGAUGCUACUAAUCACUCAAUGCUUAUGAAGUAUGCCAGUAUUUUCAAUCGUAUUGUGUGCAAACAAAUGUACUGGAUGAACAUAUCAUGUCACAAUUUAACUGUCGCUGUGAAUGUCAAUAUUGUUCGAUAUUCUGUCCAUUCCAUGUGUUUUGUAAAUGUCAUCCUGCUGUGCUGUUGAUCAGUUUUCAUCAGCUUUGGUCUCAAACGCUGACCAAAUGGUGUCCUGUCUCAGAUGUCCUAACAAAGCCAACAAAUGUUAUUUUUCAAAGCAAUCAUGAACAAAAAAAAAAUCAUGUUAUUGUUCCUUUUUUUCUGUGCUUUGAAUAGUCUAAUGUGUGUUCAGAAUCAUGAAAAUGGAUGUCCAGCUCAACCACAGCCAUGCGUCUUCACCUGAGACUCAUUACAACCAAACACAACUUAAUGUGAUAUCCUCUGGGUUAUAGUAAACUGGGAGGAAACAGCUGUUGUUGUGUUUGGCUGGAUGAAUGCUGAGGGUAUCAGGGGAACAUGGUUGAGAAUAUCUGCUAUGCCAUUUAUUGUAAAUAAGAUAAUUUUGAAAGAUUUGCACAUUUUUGUUCUCAGUGUAGCAAAGCACCUGACCUCUAUGAGCUUUCUUUUGGAACUGGACUUGGUGUUACAUAUAUUUCUAUUUUGAGAAGAGCUUAUCUCGGUUUUGACUGCAACUCCAGCAACAUGUGGACAGUUUGUGGUUACUUAAAGUUUUAGUUGGUAACUUUUAUAAAAAUGUUCUUUAAAAGUCUCUAACACAACUGAUCAAACAUGAGUCAAGGUUCUGUUACUGCAUUGCCUAUUUCUUGCCUCAAAUGUAUUCAGAACCAUAUUUUAGUGUACUGUUUAGCUGUAAGGGCCCCAACACACCGCACAGGCAGUUGGCAGUCAGCCAGUGUCAGGCUGUUGGUGAGUGUCUGUCACCCUAGUUUUUGCAAUGCCUCCUGCACAGUUGACACUAGUCGACCCUUGGCUUUUUCUCCGCUGUUGAUUCAGCAUGUUGAAUUGGCAUCUGAUACAGUGGAGCCUGUCUGUGAAAUCACUCUGAUUAGCUUUUCAGCUCAGUGCACGAGAACAGAAGGAAGUAAGGAAAGCAAAAAUAACUUAACUUGUUACAUUAAAUUUGACUAUUUUUUAGCCAUUGAACUCUUUGGCAUAAAUGUUUUGAAAUUGUUUGCAUUAUUGUUUGCUAGCGCACAGUAAAUAUACGUUGUUCUUUCAAUAUUAGGUAGUGAUUCUAAUAUGCUAACUAGCAUCUUGAAUCCAUCAUGUCUGUCUUCCUGUUUCCGGUUUGAAUGACAGAGACAGAAUACUGUCGACUGCUAGUGUGCAGAGUUAUUUCCCCUUAACGCAGGUGCAGAACGAACGUGCUGGUUGGCAGUUUGCCGUAGUCUUUGUGGAGUGUUCCAGUGUAACUGUUUGGCCAAAACGCUGGCGACAUGAGGCGACACAACAGUUGGCGUUCGUUGCCACUUAAUCUCUGACGUCAUUUUGGUGUGUCAACAGUACACUAAACUAUGUUUCUGAAAACACCUUAGGUGAGAAAUAUUAAAUGCAGUAACAGUCUUGAUUCAUUAUUUGAUCGGCGCUGCCUAGUUUGGUAGUGUAAUUAUAGUUAAUGAGCAUUGACUGACUCAGCAGACUCCUCAGCUCUGAUUGGUCAUUUAAUUCAGCUACAGUGGAUUAUUGCAAAUGCAAUUAAAAGCAUUACGCCUCAUGUGUGGCUGUAGUGACAGUUUCAGCGAGUAUGACAAAAAGUUACCAACUGCAGCUUUAACAAACACCUGUGUGUGUUAAGAGUUGGUCUGUUAGCUCAGCUAUUCAGAUUUAUUCUCCAUCAAUGCACUUAGUUCACCAGCAUUUCAUGCCCAUAUUAGACAGUAUUUUUAUAUUGCCAUGUCUGUACCAUCCCCACAGCUUUAGUUAAUGAAUAACAUGAAUAAUUUUAUUAUGAAUGUUAACUUAUCCUGCUUGCACUAACUAGUGGAAAGAGGGACUACUUUCAUUCACGGAAAUCUGAUGCCACUAUGCUCACUGUACAUGAUGACUCUCAGUGAGGGAUGGACUGUUGUACAAUCACUUUCUACCAAAUAACACUGCCCCCUGCUGGUUUCAAACCACCUAGACCAAAAGGUAAAGAGAGCCAAGCUCUCACUUCAACAGAACACAGUAAUUUUUUCAUACAUUACUUUUUGUAAUGCUCAAACAGGGUUUCAGUUUUAUGGGUAAUGUGAGUACAUGGGUACUUUUUUGUUUUUUUGGUGGGGGUAUUGUUAGUAUAAGUAUUUUUUGGUAUUUAUAUGUAUACAAAUAGAACAAAACAUUGUACUGGUUUGAUGGAACUAAGGGGAAUACCAUUGAAUUUCAAUGUUUUUUUUGCUUUUGUUUGUUUGUUUUCUUGCUUUCCUAUCCAUGUAAAUUAUACUCCAUGUUUUUCACUUAAAUCAGUAAUAAGCAAUGUGUCCAGAGAGCGGGUUGUAGACAGAGCAAUAAAAAAAUAGCAGUAGUUCAGGAGGCACGCAGCAAAAAGUUGAGCAUCUCUAGAGCAGUGGUUUCCAUGGUGAUUAACACGGUGGGAAGGAAUCAAAAAUAUGAUGUACGACACAAAAUUGUGUUUUCAUAACUUUUCUAUAAUAGCUUUCUUGUGUCUUGAUAGUUGAUAUACUUGAUACUAUAUUAAGUCUGUGAGGAAGGCUCACAAGUAGAUAUUGUUUUAUUUAAGACAACAUAAGCCAAAAAUGUUUAGAGGUCUCUAACAUUGUCCUCUGCUAAAAGGGAGGUUGGUAACGACUUAUAAUGAACAGCAUGUCUGAAAUUCGAUGGUAUUCUCCUUACUCUACCUGCCGUUAUUUGUUCAGAUUUAAGCAAUAUGUUUUUUAUGUGUUUUGGUUCACAAUGUUUAUUCUAAGAACAAAACAAAAUGUAUAAUUUAAUCCAAAUAGAGAUGACCGAUUUAAUUUGACAUGCACCGAUAGCCUUAUCAAUGAUAUUGCAUAGCAUCUCAUAAUAUUUUGUUUCUUUCUUUCAAUGUGUACAGUAGAUUUAGAAAAAGAGGUUUAUUUUGAGAUUUGCUUCAGACCAAAUUUAGCAGAGGUUAAAUUAAAAUGAAUAUGAAAUACUUUCACCCCUCGUGGAUUAUUUCUGUAUGUGCGCAUACGUGUUGUUGCUUAAAAAAAAAAAAAAAAAGUGUUUAAGUGUUCACUUUAGGAAAUGCUCUGGCUGAAAACUGUUUUAUUAACUACUGUAUAGCUUUUUUCCUGUUGUGUGAAAGCAAUAUGAAGCUUUAAAGGGACAUUUUACAUUUUACCCCACCCCAAAAAAAAAAAAAAAAAAAAAAAAGCCUUUGGCCAUCUAGUUCCAUUAUA
This is a messenger RNA of Epinephelus fuscoguttatus (brown-marbled grouper), 8510 nucleotides long. Its product is annotated as monocarboxylate transporter 2-like. The transcript is spliced from 5 exons. Lineage: Eukaryota; Metazoa; Chordata; Actinopteri; Perciformes; Serranidae. Gene Ontology annotation, biological process: monocarboxylic acid transport; transmembrane transport. The record is from RefSeq and is a predicted model, not a curated record. Gene Ontology annotation, cellular component: membrane. Gene Ontology annotation, molecular function: monocarboxylic acid transmembrane transporter activity. Bases 267 to 1712 code for a protein of 481 amino acids.